UAAGUUUGUUGACGAUUCAGCUCUUCAUCAUCACCAUACAACAGUAUCCAACUUAUGAACCAAGUGAUAUAACUCAUAUAGGUGUUGAAUUAUGUGAUGUGACUACACGUCAAAUAGUAAAUAUUUAAAAUAUGUUACACACAGUAAUAAAGUUCAUUGUCGCAAAGUGAUUUUGAAAAGUUUAUGUGAUCUUUUAUUUUUUUUUUAAAUAUUUAUCUUUGUGAUUGUAGUUUAUUUUAUUAUUUACAUGAUACAUAAAUUAUUUAUAAAAAAUGUCUAAAAAUACAUCUAAUACGUCUAAUCAAAGGGAACAGUGCGAAGAAAUAACUGAUCAAAAUGGUGUAUCAGAAAAUAAUACGACAACAGUACCCGAAGAAGAAUCUGGCACUGGCUGUUUUCAAUUAAUAAAUGAAAUAAUCGAACCCACAUCACCAGGUACAGAGGACGAUUUUGAUGAAUUCCUUGCAAUGCCAGAUUCAAUUACUGUUUGUUCUAUUGGUGGAGAACCAGUUUUAGUUGAAGAAACAUUUCGCACUAUUACUGAUGAUAAUCCGGACAAUGUUGACUUUUCAGUAAGACGUGAAAUACCAUUUGUUACAAUAUACAAUCAGCCAUUAAAAUUUAAAUCUUUGCAACGUAAAGUAUUCAUACCUGGUGUUGAUAUAAAUGUAUCAAUUAUUGAUAAUGAAAGAAGUUUCACAACACAUUUACUUAAUCCAAAUUUGUAUACAAUAAAAUUCGAACAUGGCGAUUUUACGUGGACAGUUAAAAAACGAUAUAAACAUAUUCAACAUUUACAUCAACAAUUACGGAUAUUUCGUGCAUCGUUAAAUAUUCCAUUUCCAACAAAAACACAUCGAGAGCGAAGAACUAGCUUUAAAAAUAAUAUAAAACCAAAGAAGGGAAAACGAAAAGGUGCAUUGCCUAGAUUUCCAAGUAAACCAGAAGCUUUAGUGUCAUUUGAGCAAUUGGAUGAACGAAUUAAACAAUUAGAAGAUUAUCUAAAUAAUUUACUUAAAAUUAAUAUUUAUAGAAACCAUAUUGAGACGAUAAAAUUCUUACAAAUAUCACAACUAUCAUUUGUACAUGGUUUAGGAUCAAAAGGAAAAGAAGGGGAAAUUCUAAAAAAAUCAGGUAGUACACAACCUGGACAAGUUGGUUGUAAUUUUUGUGGUAUUUUCGAAAGCGCUGUUUGUAUCAGAUGCAAUUUUUUUUGGAGUGACAUAUGUUGUGGUUUUUGGAAGAAAAGAUGGUUUUUCGUGAAAGAUACAUUUUUUGGUUACAUAAAUCCACAUACCGGUGUAAUUCGAUGUGUUAUACUAUUCGAUCAGGGAUUUGAAGUAUCAUCUGGAAUGUAUUCAACUGGACUCCGUAAUGGUCUGCAAAUACAAACAUUAAGUCGGCAAUUAAUUUUAAAAUGUUGGACACGUAGAAAAAGUAAAGAAUGGGUGCAAUACUUAAGAAAUGUAGCUCAUCAUAAAGCCAGAGAUUUUACUCAAACAAAUAUAAAUUCUUCAUUUGCACCAUUAAGAACAAAUAUCACAGCUUCAUGGUUUGUUGAUGGUUCUUCGUAUAUGUCAUCUGUAGCUGAUGCACUUGAAGCUGCUAAAGAAGAAAUAUUCAUUGCCGAUUGGUGGUUGAGUCCGGAAAUUUAUUUAAAACGUCGAUUCUUUGAUGGUGAUUAUUGGCGAUUAGAUAAAAUUUUAGAAAGAAAAGCGAAAGAAGGCGUCAAGGUUUUUAUACUUUUAUACAAAGAGGUAGAAUUGGCACUUGGUAUAAAUAGUUACUAUAGUAAACAAAAAUUAGUAGAUAAACAUGAUAAUAUCAAAGUAUUACGUCAUCCAGAUCAUGCAAAAAUUGGUGUAUUUUUAUGGGCACAUCAUGAAAAGAUCGUUGUUGUAGAUCAAACCUACGCUUUUUUAGGUGGAAUUGAUUUAUGUUAUGGCCGAUGGGAUGACCAUUUACAUAGGUUGACGGAUUUAGGAAGUGUAUCACAAUAUCUACCGGGUAGAAAAAAGAAAACAUCAAGCACACCAACAGGUGAUCAUGGAUACAUUGCUGCUCUUCUUCCCCUUGCUGCAGCUAGCAAUAAUAUUGGAAUGAGUGUUGUGUUUGAUGAAGAUACAAAAUGUUCUAAGCCCAAUACUCCUCCGUCAUCGUCAAGAUCCUCUAGUACCUCAUCUACAUCAUCAUUACCAGUAUUAGAACCAAGUGAUAAAUUAUUAAUGCCUCAAAAUUCAAAAGCAAAAUGUAAUACCCCUGAAAUGGAACGAAAGAAUCCUUUAAAUAAAUUUAAAACGAAUGUAAAAACGAGAACAAAAGAUUUUAUACAAAAACUAUCUUCAGAAGAUAAAGACAUGAAAAAAGCGGCCGAAGAAAAUCAUAAACAUAAGAAAUUAAAAAAUAAAAAAAGUUUACAAGAAGAAAUACCUGAUUUAGAAGGACGUGCAAAAUUGUGGAUUGGAAAAGAUUAUGUGAAUUUUAUUGUAAAAGAUUUUAGUAAUUUGGAUUUACCAUUUAUUGAUUUAGUUGAUCGACAAACAACGCCUAGAAUGCCAUGGCAUGAUGUUGGCGUAAGUGUUAUGGGUGCUGCUGCCAGAGAUGUUGCACGACAUUUUAUACAGCGUUGGAACGCAACAAAAUUAGAAAAGGCUCGUAUCAAUCCAAUUUAUCCAUAUUUAAUGCCAAAAACCUAUGAAGGUUGUGAAGAAUUUGGUGAUAUAUUUGAUGUUCCAAAUUCUAAAGUUACUUGUCAGGUACUAAGGAGUGUUAGUAAUUGGUCUGCAGGAUUUAUUGAUCAAGAUACAAUUGAACAAAGUAUCCACGAAGCGUACGUGGAUACGAUUAAUCGUGCACAACAUUACAUUUACAUUGAAAAUCAAUUCUUUAUUACUUUGGCCAUGGAAUCAAUUCAUGUACGGAAUCAAAUUGGUGAAGCUCUCUAUAAACGAAUUCGACGUGCUUUCAGAGAAAAAUCCACGUUUCGAGUUUAUGUGGUUAUGCCGCUGUUACCAGGAUUUGAAGGUGAAGUCGGUGCUGCAUCAGGGACUGCAUUGCAUGCUGUUACACAUUGGAACUAUGAAUCAAUAUCGAGAGGUAAAAACUCUUUAUUAAAAAGGUUAUACGAUUUGGGUAUACCGGAUCCAAGUGAAUAUAUAUCCUUUUAUAGUCUACGCACUCAUGCUGAACUACACAAGGAACCUGUAAGUGAAUUAAUUUAUGUCCAUUCUAAAUUAAUGAUUGUUGAUGAUAUGAUAGCUAUUUGUGGAUCGGCUAAUAUAAAUGACCGUUCAAUGCUUGGGAAAAGAGAUUCAGAAAUUGCUGUUAUUAUUAAGGAUGAAACAUUUGCUCCGGGUAAAUUAAAUGAUCAAGUAUUUCCAAUUGGAAAAUUUGUUGGAAGCUUACGAAAAUAUUUAUUUAAAGAACAUUUAGGAUUAUUAGAAGAUAAUCCCGAUGAUAUAAAUUUAUCUGAUCCUGUAAUUGAUUCAUUUUACAAAGAUGUGUGGAUGAAAACAGCACAGAAUAAUACAGAAAUUUUUGAAGAUGUAUUUCAAUGUAUUCCAUCAGAUAGUGUUACUGAUUUUGAGAAAUUAAAAACAUUUCAAGAAAAAGAACCGCUUAGUAUGUCUGAUAUAGCCAAAGCAAAUAAAAUGUUGGAAGGAAUAAGGGGUCAUUUGGUGAAAUUACCAUUGGACUUUCUAUGUAAUGAAACUCUGAAACCUACAGCAGGGACAGUUGAAGGAAUGAUGCCAACAGCAUUAUGGACUUAAUGAAUAGACACAAAAAAUUUGGACAAAGAAUAAUUUAUUCAGCUUUUACACGGUUCUCGAAAUAAAUUGCCAUUGCCAAUUCUAUUGCCAAUAUUUGUAUUGUAUCUGUCCGUUUAUACAAGACAGAUAGCAAAUAAAAUCUUAAUUUUUUUUUUUUGCGUUAUUAAAUGAAUUCUUGCCCGCUAACAUUUCUGUGUUCUUAUUAUACCAUGUAUAUGAAAUAUACCAAGGUAUACUAAGUUAAAUAACUUCAAGAUGGUUUUUAAUUGUAUAUUAAAAGCCAUCCAUUUUAGAGGACUUAUAUCAAGAUUAGGUACAAUAUCUACUCAAAAUUUGCGGAGUUAUUUAAAAAACAAGAAUGUGUGUACUUAUGUACGCUUAAUCUAUCAUCUAUCUAUCCUUGUCUAUUGCGAGUGACAUUUUGUUUAUCGGAUAACUCCAUGGUGUUAAAAAAUUGUAAUUAACUUCAACAUAUAUCUUCGCGUCAUUCUAUGCGGGCGCAUCCUGUGAAAUUCAUUUUUAUAUGAAAUACAUACGAAAUUGUUCCCUCCAUCUUAUACAUUAAUUGCUUUUUAUAAUUUUAUGCAGUAUUAACCAACUGUAUUUUUUAUUUUGUUUAUGUUUUUUUAACAUAUUUAUAUAUUUUGUAAGUAGUAUUACAGUG
Molecule: messenger RNA, 4434 nt
Organism: Chrysoperla carnea
Lineage: Eukaryota; Metazoa; Arthropoda; Insecta; Neuroptera; Chrysopidae
Gene: Pld
Product: phospholipase D2
Exons: 15
Coding region: 273-3770 (1165 amino acids)
Biological process (GO): phosphatidic acid biosynthetic process; cell motility; intracellular signal transduction
Molecular function (GO): D-type glycerophospholipase activity; phosphatidylinositol binding
Source: RefSeq, a predicted model, not a curated record